This is a messenger RNA of Sesamum indicum (sesame), 753 nucleotides long. The record is from RefSeq and is a predicted model, not a curated record. NCBI's taxonomy places the organism in Eukaryota, Viridiplantae, Streptophyta, Magnoliopsida, Lamiales, Pedaliaceae.
UGCUUCUCAUUAUACCUCACAGCAUCAAAGGCAUACUAGAAAUCAACUAGCCAUUUGAUCAACCCUCCUUGCUCUCUAUUUUCGUUAUCCUAAAGUUUAUUUCUUUCAAAUUUUGAACAUUUUAAUCAUGGCCUCUAUCACUUACGAUAUUGAGAUUCCUUCCCCAAUCCCAGCUGCCAAGAUGUAUAAGGCCGUCGUCCUCGAUGCAGACACCCUCAUCCCAAAGAUCAUGCCUCAGGCGAUCAAAAAUGUCGAGAUCUUGGAAGGAGAUGGCGGUGUGGGAACAAUCAAGCUCAUCCAUUUUGGGGAAGGCAGCCAGUAUAAGAGCGUGAAACACCGUGUCGAUGCUCUUGACACCGAAAAUUUGACCCACAGCUACAGCAUUGUUGAAGGUGAUGCUCUGAUGGGGGGUCUUGAGUCAAUUACUUAUCAUGUCAAGAUCGUUCCAACUGAAGACGGAGGAUGCAUUUGCAAGAACAGGAGCAUUUAUCAGGCUAAGGGCGGGUUUGAGCUGACAGCCAUGGCCAUGUUCAAGGCAAUUGAGGCUUACCUCCAAGCCAACCCAGAGGCUUAAAUGCUGAUCAUCACGUUGAACUUUUCAAUAUACAAUAACUAGCUACCUGUGUAAUAUUUUGUUUGUUUGGAAGUACUUAUGUUGCACUUUCUGUAUUCAACAUAUUUUGUACUUUUGUGUUGUAAUCUUUCUUCAAAGUUGGUUUCCCUAUUUCAUAAUGAAAAUUGUUACCAUCACAA